Molecule: messenger RNA, 9634 nt
Organism: Falco peregrinus (peregrine falcon)
Lineage: Eukaryota; Metazoa; Chordata; Aves; Falconiformes; Falconidae
Gene: USP38
Product: ubiquitin specific peptidase 38
Biological process (GO): ubiquitin-dependent protein catabolic process; protein deubiquitination
Cellular component (GO): cytosol; nucleus
Molecular function (GO): cysteine-type endopeptidase activity; cysteine-type deubiquitinase activity
Source: RefSeq, a predicted model, not a curated record
CUCGGCGGUGGCCGCUGGGGCCGCGGCGCUGCCUUAGCCGGGGGCGGGAGAGCGGGGCCGCCGCCGCCCGUGCGAGGGGCGGGCGGGGCGCGGGAGCGGCGGCCGCCGCCGCUACUGCUGGGCCGGCAUAGCGCGGCGGGGCGGGGGGAGGGCCGCGGGGAGGCGGCGGCGGCGGCCUCUGCCGAGGCCUGGGCCGGCCCGCCGCCGCCGCCGCUCGGCCGAUGCGCCCGGCGCGCCCGCCAUGGACAAGAUCCUGGAGGGGCUGGUGAGCUCGUCGCACCCGCUGCCGCUGAAGCGUGUGAUCGUGCGGCGGGUGGUGGAGUCGGCGGAGACGCCGCUGAGCCAGGCGCAGUGCCGUGCCAUGUUCGCUCUCAGCACCCGGCUGGUGCUGCAGGGCCCCGACCCCUUCCAGCGGCAGGUGGGGCGGCAGGUGCUGGAGGCCUACGGCCGCUACCACCGCGACGAGUUCGAGGCCUUCUUCAACCGCGGGCUCGUCCUCGGCCUCCUGCAGCGCGGCUACGGCGAGCUGAGCAACCGCGACCCCGCCAUCCUCGACUACAUCCAGGCGGGGCUGCGCCUGAUCAUGAGCUGCCCCUCGGUGCUGGAGCUCUUCGAGCUGCUGCAGGUGGAGGCGCUGCGGCUGGUGUGCGAGCGGCCGGCGCCGCCGCUCUGCGCCCGCCUCUGCCAGCUGCUGGGCGACUUCCCGCAGUGCCUGCCCCGCGGCAGGAAGCUCUCGCUCGCUUUCUGCCAGCAGCUGGUCCGCAGCAUCGCCCACUUCCAGAGCCAGGGCAGCCGGGAGGCCGAGCUGCGCCUCUACGUCUCGCAGGUAACGCAGGUCAGCGGGUUGCUGCGCAGCGUCUGGAAGGCCGAGCCCGACACGCUGCUGCCCUCCCUGCAGGAGCUCUUCGCCGUCAUCUCCGCCGCCGAUUCUUCAUUUGAACCUUCUGUUGCCCUGGCAAGUCUUGUGCAGCACAUACCAUUACAGAUGAUUACAGUACUCAUCAGGAGCCUUACUACAGAUCCAAAUGUGAAAGAUGCAAGUAUGACUCAAGCUCUGUGCAGAAUGAUUGACUGGUUGUCCUGGCCUCUGGCUCAGCAUGUGGAAACAUGGGUGAUUGCACUGCUGAAAGGACUGGCUGCAGUACAGAAAUUUACAAUCCUCAUCGAUGUUACUCUGCUUAAGAUUGAAUUGGUCUUUAAUCGACUUUGGUUUCCUCUAGUGAGGCCUGGUGCCCUCGCUGUCCUUUCCCACAUGUUACUCAGUUUUCAGCAUUCUCCAGAAGCUUUUCAUUUGAUUGUCCCACAUGUGGUUGGUUUGGUUCAUUCCUUCAAAAGAGAUGGCUUACCUUCCAGUACUGCCUUUCUGAUGCAGUUGACUGAGUUGAUACAUUGCAUGAUGUAUCAUUAUUCAGGAUUUCCAGAGCUCUAUGAACCCAUUCUGGAAGCUGUUAAGGAUAUGCCCAAACCCACUGAAGAGAAGAUUAAGUUAAUUCUCAGCCAGAGUGCUUGGACUUCUCAAUCCAGUUCUUUGCCAUCUUGUUUAUCUAGACUUUCUGGAAAAUCUGAAACUGGGAAGACAGGCCUAAUUAAUCUAGGAAACACUUGCUACAUGAACAGUGUUAUUCAGGCACUUUUUAUGGCUACGGAUUUCAGAAGACAUGUUUUGUCUCUGAAUCUAAAUGGGUGUAAUUCACUAAUGAGAAAAUUACAGCAUCUUUUUGCAUUUUUGGCCCAUACCCAGAGGGAGGCGUAUGCUCCUAGAAUUUUCUUUGAGGCUUCCAGACCACCGUGGUUCACUCCUCGAUCCCAGCAGGAUUGCUCAGAAUAUCUCAGAUUCCUACUAGACAGGCUGCAUGAAGAAGAGAGAACCUUGAAAGCAUUGUCUUCAGCAAAGACUUCUGAAAGUAUAAUGAAUGAAGAGUCCCAGACACAAGAAGCUGUCCAUAAAGCACAGGUAUUUGCUGAAGCACUUUGUAUGGGAAGUGAGGAAAGAACUCUGAUAGAGAAAAUGUUUGGAGGAAAAUUGAAGACUACUAUAUGCUGUUUGAACUGCAAAAGUAUGUCUCAAAAGGAAGAAGCUUUCACAGAUCUCUCUCUGGCUUUCUGUCCUCCAACAUCAUUGGAUAAUGUUGGCCCAAAAUGUAUGGAACAUUCUGAAGUGGAAGACGACUAUAUGGUGCAAACUAAUACUUUAGCAACUAGUCCUGCUGGAGAAACACCCCUCAAUAAUUUGGAAGUAGAUGGUGGAUGUGACACAAUAAUAAAUGAAGGAACCAUGAAAGAUUUUUCUACUGAGCCAAACUCUGAGAAUACGACAAAUUCUGAACUCAACAAAGUUCAAGAUAAUAGGGAUAUGUCUCAGACACUAGUAGGUAAAAACACCUUGUCAGUUACAGACUUACUGAAUUAUUUUCUGGCACCUGAGAUCCUCAGUGGAGACAAUAAGUAUUAUUGUGAAAAGUGUGCCUCUCUACAGAAUGCUGAGAAAACUAUGCAAAUCAUUGAGGAACCUGAAUACCUCAUUCUCACUCUUUUGAGAUUUUCAUAUGAUCCAAAGUGUCAUAUAAGGCGCAAAAUCUUGGACAAUGUGUCUCUGCCACUUGUUUUAGAACUGCCAGUCAAAAGAGCAACAUCCGCUUUAGCUGUAGUUUCUGGAGGUUGGUCUGUUGGUGUUGAGAUUUCUGAUAUUGGAGAAAAUCUUGCUAAAAAACUGAAGCCCUCAGGUGCUGAUGAAGUGACCUGCCCACAACUGGUGCCCUACACGUUAAGCUCUGUGGUGGUGCAUUCUGGUGUAUCCUCUGAAAGUGGACAUUAUUACUCAUAUGCUAGAAAUGUUACUGGGUCAGGGCCUUCAGGACUCUGCCACCAGUCUACAGCUCUUUCUUUAGUCUCUCCUCAGGAUAAGUUGUUGACAGAGGAGAGUCCUUGUACUGUUGUAGAAAAUGAGCUGGAUGCUGAGAUGCCAAAAGAAUGGUUUCUGUUCAAUGACAGCAGAGUGACAUUUACCUCAUUUCAGUCAGUCCAGAAAAUUACCAGUAGAUUUCCAAAGGACACUGCUUAUGUUCUGUUUUACAAAAAACAAAAUAGCACCUGUGGCUUCAACACCAAUUCAGCAAAUGGACUCUGGGUAAAUGGAGACCCUCCCCUACAAAAAGACCUCAUGGAUGCAAUUACGAAAGAUAACAAACUGUACUUGCAGGAGCAAGAGCUUAGUGCUCGAACACAAGCACUUCAAGCCGCCUCAGCCUCCUGCUCUUUCCGACCCAAUGGAUUUGAUGACAACGACCCCCCGGGAAGUUGUGGACCGACAGGUGGAGGAGGAGGGGGUGGGUUCAGUACUGUUGGUAGAUUAGUCUUUUGACUAUGAAGACAACCUGGAAUACACUGGUUCCAAAGCAGCCCAGUACUGCUGAGGACAACUAAAUAUUGAACUUUGUCAGAUAUUGUACCAAGUUUUGAGACUUGAUCCUUGUUCAAAAGCAAAUGUUGGGGGUUUUUUGGUUAUGUUUUAUUUGAAAUAAAUAAGCGCAUAAUGGAAAAAAAACUACCUCUUAAAAAUUCAGUUGCUUUUAUAGUAAGAUGUGCUUGCCCAAAAGACAGAAAAUGAAGUAGUUUUUUAAGUAGAUGCAAAUGACACUGCAUUCAACUGAACAAAUGCACUUACAUCAGUUUCUAUUGUCCUCAUCCACUGAACGAAGAAAGUUCUUUUUUUACUCUGGCAGUAUUCCUUUAUGUGGAAAUCCUUUCAGAUGGGCUAAACUGCAUACAUAGUCUCUCACUCACCUUAUUUUCAAAUCCAGUACCUUUAUGUAUUUCCAGAGAUGAUGCAAUUUAUAAUGAAGGCAAUAACUUAAAUGUGACAUGAUACAGUACUUUCCAGGUUAAAUAUUCAAUAUGUUUCCAGUCUAAAUGUAAAGAAGAAAAAAUAAUUUAUAAAUAUUUGCUAAGUUGUUUUCCAAAAAAGUGCAUGUUCUGUAGGAACAAUGUUUUUAAAUAGGAAUUGUUAACUUUGUAGCAUUUCUAAUUGUUUUGAGGAUUUUAAAAUUAUUUCAGGGAAUAUAUCUGCUGUGUAUGGGAAAGGAAGAGAUUCUGUAUGUGCCUUGCAGUACUGUAACCUAAAACAAACUUUCCGAGGCUGCAGAAAAGGAGAAAAAUGUGUCAGUCAAUUAUUUUUUUUGGUGAGUAUUAGAAAUCAGUACAUUUAUAGACAGCUAUUAGAUUUCCAGAAGUAAAAAUCUGGUGGUUUGAAACGCAGUAAGUGCGUUGCCCGUUAUUUUUUGAUUAAAAAAAAAAUUCUAUGCCUAGUCCUCUGACUUUUGUGGCCUGCAUUGCUAAGAAGAUCUGGUCAUAAAUACUGAGCUAUGUGUGUGAAAUCACAGAGAGGUUACUUGUGUUGAUUCUUGCUGAGGUUCUAUGCUUCUAAGAGUCCCUUGAAAUUUUGCCUUCUGAUUUUAUUUGUACAGAGAAAUUUCUGGUGAGUUCAGGUUUUAAGUGUCUGCAGAAGACCAAAAUGAUCCUGUCUAUGGAGUGGUGUUUUCUUGCUUGUUAGGCCAGCAGAGGUUGGGGAUCCACUCUUUAAGUCUUGGCAGAAAGAGCAACUUUUUUUUGAUGUGCAAUGAGGAUAACAGAAGUAAAGGAGCUACACUGUUGAAUCUGAUGAUUGAUUUUUAACUUGAAUAAUCUUAUAGUGAAGUGUAAGUCUAUUUAAAGUAUUUUUACAAAAUUCUGCACUCUUUUAGUGUGUUUUUAUAUUCUACUAGGUGACAAAGUGCAUCUUUAAAAAGCAUGCAGACCUGGCAGGUGUUAGCUUAACUGUACAAAAUAAACAAAUUUCGUUAAAAAUGCCUUUACAAAACUUUUAAGUAAGUUGAGAAAAUUAAACCUUGUUCAUAUGAUAUCAUAUAUAUGGAGUUUAGUCUGAAAGGUAACUUAGCUUGCAAGCUAUUUUUAUAUUAUCACUAAAACUGUGCUAUUUGCUCUGCUAUAGGUUAGUACGCUACUGCUCCAGAAAGCUAGACUUUCAUUUUCCAGUAGUUUCCAAGCUUUGUUUUGACUGUAGUACCUUGGCUUUGACCUACGCUUUUCGUUGCGAUCUCAGUUGUAGGUCUCUGAACCAGGAGUUCAGCUGUGGAAAUAUGGAAUGUUAUGAGACUAGUGUGAGGAAAGUUCUCAUUUCGUUGUGCUUGGACAAGGCUUUCCUGGAAGCUCGCUUCAUCUUGAAAUGCUGUAACUUUCAGUCUAAUGGGGUUUUUAUUUCCUUUCAGGCUUCUCUGCCAGUUAGCUCUGGUUUUAAAAUGGUUUGUAUGACAGGUAAAUUUGGCUUUUGUCUCCCAAAUCAUGAGGACACACUAAAAAGCUGUCUGCUGUUUCCAUUACAAUGGGAGUAUUUUGUCUUUCUAUCAAUCUGUUGUUCAUUUUAAAACACUAGUAAGUAGAAGCAGGGGCAAGUGUUUUUACUCUAUUAAAUAAUAAUUUUGUAAAGAUCAGUUUUGGUUUUACAUUCUCACAGUAAAAAACCAAAUCAUGUAGCCUACCUAAAAAUAAUGUGCAGUAUGAGUUUUGUAUACCUAUUGUACUUUAUUUCAUGAGCUCUUAGAUGGCUUUCUGCUUUUUGCCUGUGCUAAAUAUGGAAGUUUUGUAUGAGAGUAAUGCCAGUAGGAUUGGAUCUCCUUAAGUAUAAAAUGAUGGUACGCCUCAAACUGAAAAUAACCUUCUUUCUUUCCCCUUGUUGACUUCUGUUGAUGCGGUUAUUUUGGGUUUUACAAAUAGACUUUAACAUUCAGAAUACCUAUUUGCAAGUCUGCUGACCCGACAACCAUCGUAGGCCUAUUGAUACCUAACUUGGAAGGUUUCAAUAGAACUAGUGAAAGUGGAGAAGUAGUUCAUACCCUAAAUUGUAUACAUUUUAUCAUUGUUUACACUAAUGGUGUUGCAUGCUUCUAUCUUCUGGACAUAAUAUGAGCGAAUAAUGUACAUAGGGUACUUCAAUUUCUGUAGCCUGUGAAUGAAUGUUGGAUGGUUUGUUUAUUGACCUUUUUGGCUCCAUUCUUGAUUUUUUAACUUGGAUCAGUGGAAAGAUACAAAAUAUGUUAAUACUGUUUCUGAAGCUUAGGGGUUUUGUUGUUUCUUUUCAUGGAGGAUACACUAUUGUACCAAACUCAAGGAUGAUAUAUCUUCUACAAUUGUGUUUCUUUUUAUCAUGACAGAUUGUGUUUUGGUCUUUGUUUUAAUAGUUAGUGGAGGUCUAUUAACUUUCUUCCAUACAGCUUAUUUUGUAUGUUUUUCUCAUGUGGAGCAUGACCGUGGCUUGCUGUGAAUGUCACCCCUGUAACAAGUGAUUACAAUGUCUACAAGCCCAUUUAUCUAGGACAAGGAGAGAAAAGGCUUCUUUGGAUAACUAAACCCAUCACACUUUCUGGCUAGGGUCUUUUUCCUUCCUUCCCCACCCUCGCCCCUUGUCCCGUACUCUGGAAAGUUAAAUGUUUUAUCUUCUGCAUGCUCUGGAAGUUUAAUUUCCUGGGUAAGCUUUUUUUUUUUUAAAAAAAAUAUCUGUAGCAGUAAGGUUGUUUAUGGAAUCAGAAUACUACUAUUUUUUUGUAUAAAUGACAGGCAAAGGGCAGAAGCUCUGUGAGCUAGAGGAAUGUUAGAACAAAAGCAACUGGGCAUAAACUUUCCGUAAAUACAAACAAGGUUCCCAAUUAACUAGAACUAAUUCUAGAAUAGCCUCCCAGGCAGAGACCAGCUUUGAAGGAAGAGCCAAGUAUAUCUAUGAAAGAAAUGAAAUGCAAAGUGAUGUCUGAAUAGUAGGCAACUAGACUUGAUAAACCAGAGGUCCUUUCCAGUCCCUCCCUAGAGUUUUGCUGUUCUGUUGGGCUUCCCAUCUUGGUGCAUUGCCAGUUUUGUUUUUAAGCCUCAAAGAUUGAAGUGUAAAUGAAGGGAAUACUAAACUAUGACAUAACAACAAAGGUUGACUGCUCAGUUUUGGGUGGUGUUGGUUUCUGAUUUAGGAGGGUAAGGCAUAAAAAUUACGAAGUGACGUGAAGUGGAAGCUAGGAAGACUUGUGAUCCAAAGAAAUGUGCUUGUUUUCUGUCGGAAGGGUGAUUCCCUUGUUAAUAACCUAUGGGGUGUAAUGGGUUGUAGCACCUGAUAUCCUCAGUAGGCUGUAAUCAAAUGUAAAUUAUUGGACUUCUUCAAUGGGUGAGCAAAUGAUCUAUAGUCUAAAUGAGAUAGAGCAGACUAUCUUAAAAACUUCCAUAUUCCCUACAGCCACUCAUCAUAGAUCUACCUUAAUCGGAAUUCAUCGCUAUGAAUAAUAAGCUCUUAAAUCACCCAAGUGUUGCGUCCAGUACAACAGUUGAGAACUGAAAGUUGCGUGACACUGGCUUGUGUACAGCACUAUGUUCUGCAUGGACUUAAUAACUAGUGAGUAUCUCUGUUUCAGCAAGUCGGUUAAAGAGACUAGGCCUGUGAGUUGAGCUCUGGCUGUGAUCAGCAUGCUAGCUGUGAUGUGUAGUGCAGCACUGGCUUACCACAUAUGCUUUCUGGUUCUUUUAAAUGCACAUGCAUCCCCUCAUUCAGUGUGAGUCUUGCUUUUGCUUGAAUGAAAGCAUCCAGAUCAAAGGGAAAACAAACUAACUAGCCAGUGAAGCAGAGAUGAAUGUUUUUAAAUAAUGUGCUGCUUUCUUAUUUAAAACAGAAGGAUUUUUUUUUUUAAGUCUGCUGGAUUCCAAGCAGGUACGUGGAUUCAGGAUACAAGUCGUCUUCCUUUUACAACUGAUUCCUAAAAAUAUUACCCAUUCUGGAAGAAAAAGUGCUGGAAUAGGCAUGUCAAAAUGCACAACCUGCCACUGCUGCCUUGGUAAACAGCAUGCUACCACAUGCACUGAAAUGCUGGGACACUUGCUGGCUGGCUUCCCCAGACACUAACUGGGAACAACAGCUGCCACCUGUGAACUGUGCCUUGCCUGGGUGGCCAUUUGGGACCUUGACUGUCUUCUGCAUCUGUGGGUGGCCAGAGGCAACCAGCCUGGGGUGCUGCCUCAGUGUGUGUCUCUGCAGUGGGGGCCACAAGAGGAGUCUGAGGUGUAGCAGCCAGCCGCACUGGGCAGGUGCUAGCUCAAGUGCGGCACAGUCCUUAACUCAGCCACAUCUCCAAGCCCAGUGGGUAACUUGGGGACCCCUGGCAGCACUGAUAGACUGGCCCCUGUGGCAAGCAGCACAAAGAGGUCAGGUGGUUGCACUUGGAGUUAGUGCGUGGGAAGGAGGGGCAGGGGGGAGGUGAAGAAGUGCUGGUGCAGGACUAAAAUGAGACUACCAGACUGCAAAAAAGAAAGGAUGGCGCUGAUCUGAUUUAGAAGUUGCGUGUGUUUCAAUAAUUUCACCUGUUAUCUGCUGUAUUCCUUCAGAGGGUACUGUCAACAAUGCCCUGUUAUCCAAGCCUAAUGCUUCUAAAAUUUCCAUUAUAUUAGUGUGGGAAAUUUGAGGGGGGGACACGGGGACCUCAGUAGGUAUAUUGAAAAUAUGCUGCUGAGGAGAGUAUUUCAGAUUGACAUUAAAAAAUCAAUUCAGCAACAGGAUGUGUGACUGGGCUAGCAGCUGUAGUAUCAUACAGCAUCCUCUAGGCCAGUGGUCUCCAAACUUUGUUGAUUGCACACCCCCUAUCAGUAAAAACUGUGUGCAUCCAAUCUAUAUAUAUUUAUUCACUUAAAUUAUAUAUGCACUACUGUCCUAAUAUAUUAUGUACAUAUGCAAGUGUAGAUAUUGAAAACGUAUGAAAGAAACAUGAUAUAAACAGUAUUUUAAAAUUAUUUGAAACUUUGAUUAUUAAUGGUAUGAAAAAUACUUUCUUCUUGCACCCAAAUGGAUUGUUUUACACACCCCUUGGGGUGCAUGUGUCUCACUUCGGAGACUACUUCUCUGGGCUGUAGUCUUGAAAAGAGUUUUAACUUGAUGGGAACAGGUAUCAGAACUGACAUGUUCAUAAUAAUUAUUUUACUCAGUGAAUAGACUGUCAUUACUUCAUCCUGCAUGACCAUGUUUUGGAUCUGUGUUUAUUCUGACAUCUUACAAAAUGUGAUGCAAGGGCUGGGAACUGUUUCACCAUUUGUUUUCCUACAGAAUUCAUUAAAUGACAACAAAAAAAAAAGUCAGCCUUAAGUGGUUUGCAGAGAUGCAAAGCCAUUCUAGUUCUGAGGGGAGGGCAUAUCCCUUGCCAAACACAGGAAUGUGUUAGUACUUGGCUUUAAAGGUUAGUACCGUUUUUCAGCUGACUCGCCCUUUCUCAAGUUUUCUCUAAAAAAUUACAGUAUUUAGUGCUCAGUUCCUGAAAAGAAACUUACUUCAUUUUCUUGCUGUACUUUCAGGGUGUUUGUUCUACUGAAAUACAGAUGAAAUAUUUUUGACAGUAUGCCUGUUCUUCAAAUCUUGUAAACUGGCAUAAGUAUUUAAUAUUAUUUCAUAUCUGUUUUUAAAAAUGGAUGGGUCAAAUGCAUGUUUUACUGUACAUGUGUUGGGCUGCAUAAAGUCAAAAUUUUAUUUUUAAAUGCCUCACAAUGUGUUUGAAAGUACUGAAGCUUUUGUGUGUUUGACUUAAGUUGAAAGACAGAUGUUCUAGUAAAAUAUAACAGUGGUGGA